AUGCCCACGAUGUGCCUAUUGAACCCGGUGCUGGCGGGCAGCGCUCUGCUUGCUGUCUGCGGGCUGUUGAUAUUGCUGCGCUCCAGACCCGACGCGUACGGCAAACAGGCUGAGCGCUUGUUGCCCUUGGCCACCAGGUUGCCAGCCCGCGCAGCCUGGUUCCUCCAGGAACUCCCCUCUUUCGUGGUGCCCAUUGGGCUGCUCGCUUGGCAACCCCACCCGCUCUUCGGCCCGCCGGGGACCUUACUGCUUGGCCUCUUCUGUGGACAUUACUUUCACAGGACAUUCAUUUAUGCCUUUCUCACCAGAGGAAGUCCCUUUCCACUCACAAUACUUUUUCAUGCCCUUAUCUUCUGUACUCUGAAUGGCUUCCUCCAAGGAUACUAUUUAAUUUACUGUGCUGAAUACCCUGAUGAAUGGUUCACUGAUGUCCGAUUUACUUCAGGUAUUCUCUUAUUUUUCUUGGGAAUGGCAAUCAAUAUUCACAGUGAUUAUUUACUGCGCCAACUCAGAAAACCUGGAGAAAUCUCCUAUAAGAUUCCACAAGGAGGAUUAUUCACUUACAUAUCUGGAGCCAAUUAUUUUGGUGAGAUUGUGGAAUGGAUUGGCUAUGCCAUGGCAACCUGGUCCUUCCCAGGCUUAGCAUUUGCCUUUUUCUCAUCAUGUUUCCUUGGAAAACGAGCUUAUCACCAUCACAGGUUCUAUCUCAAGAAGUUUCAAGACUACCCUAAGUCUCGGAAAGCCUUGAUUCCUUUCAUAUUUUAAAAUCACAGAUGAUAGAAUAGAAUGGAAGACUUUCA
Gracilinanus agilis (Agile Gracile Mouse Opossum) is the source of this 800-nucleotide messenger RNA. It is a transcript of the gene SRD5A2, whose product is annotated as steroid 5 alpha-reductase 2. Lineage: Eukaryota; Metazoa; Chordata; Mammalia; Didelphimorphia; Didelphidae. Gene Ontology annotation, cellular component: membrane. Bases 1 to 765 code for a protein of 254 amino acids. The record is from RefSeq and is a predicted model, not a curated record. Gene Ontology annotation, biological process: steroid biosynthetic process. Gene Ontology annotation, molecular function: 3-oxo-5-alpha-steroid 4-dehydrogenase activity. The transcript has 5 exons.